This is a messenger RNA of Solenopsis invicta (red fire ant), 2750 nucleotides long. It is a transcript of the gene shop, whose product is annotated as sulfite oxidase, mitochondrial. Gene Ontology annotation, cellular component: mitochondrion. Lineage: Eukaryota; Metazoa; Arthropoda; Insecta; Hymenoptera; Formicidae. The record is from RefSeq and is a predicted model, not a curated record. The transcript has 8 exons. The coding region runs from base 366 to 2039 and encodes 557 amino acids. Gene Ontology annotation, molecular function: heme binding; oxidoreductase activity; molybdopterin cofactor binding.
CCCACUGAAAUAUUACAAUCACGUGACAGUUGACGCACUCUGUUUACUAUCCCAUAUGAUGACCUUUAACUAGUGUAGAGAAAAAAACAAACCUAUAAAUUUUCUUUUAUAGAAUUUAACCUCUAAACUUAACCUCUCCAAAUUCUUCUAAUUUAUCUUUUUUGAGGAAUCAAAUAACAAUAAUUCUGUGGAGGUUAAGAUGCCUAUCGAGGGGGACAAAUUAUAAAAAAAGAACGUUUUUCCUCUUCUCUCCGACAUCCGAUCAUAUUGAUCAAUAUAAUCUUUCACUGGUUGAUACCGAUUUACACUAGCUGUUGACAGCUGUUGACAUCACGGAGAGAUAAUUUGUUUGCCAAAUUAACACCAUGAGUCUACAUUUGAAAAUAUUCUCGGGAGUAAGGAAGAGAUCGCAGAUACCAUCGCUGCAGGUGAUAAUAAGAAAUUAUAAUACUUGUCAGCAAUGUACUACAGAGAAAAAUCAUGGAUCUUCCAAAAAUACACGAGAUCCUACUACAUUAUACGCAAAAUGCGUCGCUGUUGCUGCAUCAGUCUUAGGUAUAUCCUAUUACUUCAAAUACAAACGAAAUGUUUAUGCUCUCAGUGCAACUCCAAAUGUGGAAUGUGGUCAGUUACGAAAGGAUAUGAAAACCUACACUCUGGAAGAAGUGGGAAGGCAUGACAGGAAAGAGAAUCGCAUUUGGGUUACUUUCAGGCAGGGUGUAUAUGACAUAACAGAAUUUGUCGAUAAGCAUCCAGGUGGUCCUUCAAAAAUUGUGAUGGCUGCAGGAGGAUCUAUCGAGCCUUUCUGGACCAUAUUUGCGAAUCACAAUACACCAGAGAUACAUUCACUGCUUGAAUCCAUGAGAAUUGGAAACAUAUCAGAGGAGGAUGCUGAAUCUAAUAAAAGUGAUUUGUUCGAUCCAUAUGCAAACGAACCCACUAGGCACAAAGCACUGAUGAUUAAUGGUAGUAAACCCUUUUGUGCAGAACCGUCACCGCCGCUAUUAGUUGAGAGCUUUCUCACGCCAGUUGAUUUUUUCUAUGUAAGAAAUCACUUACCUGUGCCACAAAUUGACAUCAACGAUUACACAUUAGAAUUAGCAGUAGAAGGCACAACCAAAAAGACUCUCGACUUUAAGGCGAUAACGAAGUAUGAGAGGCAAACGAUCACAGCAGCAGUGAUGUGUGGUGGAAACAGGCGUUCGGAGAUGUCAAAGGUAAAACAAUUGAAAGGGAUCAAUUGGAAUGUUGGCGCCGUUGGCAAUGCAUCUUGGACAGGUGCAAGACUGUGCGAUGUCUUAAAAGAUUUAGGCAUCAAUGAAGAGAAAUUUGAUCAUGUUCAGUUUGAAGGAUAUGAUCUGGACCCAUCUGGUACGCCAUAUGCGGCAAGCAUUCCCAUUUCUAAAGCUAUGGAUCCAAGAAGCGAUGUCAUCUUAGCUUAUGAAAUGAACGGUCAACCGUUGAGCAAGGAUCAUGGAUUUCCUGUUAGAGUAAUCGUUCCAGGUGUCGUUGGCGCGAGAAAUGUGAAAUGGCUGAGUAAAAUUAGCGUAUCAAAGGAGGAGAGUCAAUCUCAAUGGCAGCAGGGAGAUUAUAAAGGAUUUUCUCCGAGCACGAAUUGGGACAACGUAGAUUUCAGUAAAUCACCCGCAAUACAAGAAAUGCCUGUAAUAUCAGCUAUAUGCGAACCGCAAAAUUCAGAUGUUGUCGAAGUAAAAAAUGGAAAGAUUCAAGUAAAAGGUUACGCAUGGUCGGGCGGUGGUCGAAAGAUUAUUCGUAUCGAUAUCACAAAUGACAAAGGUAAGACGUGGCAUACAGCAGAUUUAAUAGAAGAUCUAAAGGCAAAACAAGGUCGAUACUGGAGUUGGACAUUGUGGAACGUAGAACUUCCUGUAGAUAAGAAUGUUAAUGAGGUUCAAAUCUGGGCGAAAGCGGUUGACUCUGCGUAUAACGUACAACCUGAAAACUUCAGUCACAUCUAUAACAUACGAGGAUUGUUAUGCAAUGCGUAUCAUAAAAUUAAAGUUCAGUUAAAGCAAUGAAAGAACACGGUCUUUGUUCAUCAUUGAUACAAAUCAUCUAUUUUGAGUCUUGUAAGUUAAAAAAGAAUUCAGUGCUCUCUAUCUUACAAGAAAUGAAUGAUAUUGUAUAUCAAAUAUAUUUAGAGAAAAAAAUUACGUUUAUAACAGCCUGUGCACGUACAAUCUUACCCGUGUGUUAGGAGUGUACAAGCUGAAAGAGACGAAAAACCAUGUUUAAAUUAACAAGAACGUGAGCAUAUAAAGGAUUAUACAUUUUUGUGUUUGUACUUGAUCACGGAUUUACGCUAAAUGAAAAUUAUUGUAUUCUAAAGAUCGUCAUAACUUUUACAUGUAUAUUCUUCUACGUUUCAAUUGGUUACAUUCAAGACUGUGAUAAAAAAAAUUUAUAAAAUUCUAUCUUAAAUUUUAAAUUUGGAACCGGUGAUUCCAAAUCGGACCGGAUGGAAACCAUGUAUUUCUAUUUUCCAUUGUAGUUCAACACAAGUUAGAGAUACAUUGAAAUAAUUUUUAGCAAAAAUAAAGAAAAUUUAAUUAUCUGAAAAUAAUACCUUCAGUUUAAUGAUCAGACUUUAUUUGCGUGUUAUAGAGAGCAAAAAUUGUAAAUAGAUUCGAUUUACCGUAUUCUUCUCUAUAAAUAAAAAUUAUUGUAUAUUAUAACAAAUCGAUAUUAUGAUAGCAAUAGUUAUAUACAAUUUUGUAAAAAAAAAAAUA